This is a messenger RNA of Microthlaspi erraticum, 444 nucleotides long. NCBI's taxonomy places the organism in Eukaryota, Viridiplantae, Streptophyta, Magnoliopsida, Brassicales, Brassicaceae. The record is from the annotation of a GenBank genome assembly.
AUGAGUUUGAGCAAUGGAAGUUGGACCUCAACAACGAUGAGAAAUGGUAGAUACAGAGGUCUGAGUGAUACAAAACCAGGGAUUCCGAAGAAGUGUUGUUGUGGCUGUGAGGUUGAGCUUCGCACCUCUCUGAUUGAACCAGGAAGAAAGUUUUACAUAUGCACCAGACCUGUAUCGAUUCCCGGACCACAUGUUAAUAAGUGGUGGGAUGAAGCAGUUAUGGAGGACUUACUGGAGAUUAAGGGAAAAAUGGAAGACCAGGACAAGCAGCUCUUCCAAAUCGCUAUGGAUUGUGGACGUGUGGACAAGCUUGUUGAUGAGGUUGAGAUGCUUAAGGAUUCAGGGGAAAAACAUGAAAACAAAGCUGCCAAUGAGUUCAAGAUUGCUGUGGUGUUUGGUGUUGUGGUGAUGAUCAUGGCUAUGAUCAUCGCCUUCUUAAAGUAG